Bombyx mori (domestic silkworm) is the source of this 543-nucleotide messenger RNA. Its product is annotated as promoting protein. The transcript is spliced from 4 exons. Gene Ontology annotation, biological process: intracellular cholesterol transport. The record is from RefSeq and is marked provisional. Lineage: Eukaryota; Metazoa; Arthropoda; Insecta; Lepidoptera; Bombycidae. Gene Ontology annotation, molecular function: sterol binding. Bases 28 to 492 code for a protein of 154 amino acids.
CAACUGAACUGCGUCAGCGUGUACAACAUGGCUCUCUACUCUUCGCUGUUAUUCGCUGCAUUCCUCGGCUGUGGUCUAGCUGAAUUCAACGUCGUCACCACAAGGCUAUGCCGGGAAGUGGACGCCAGCGCGUGUACUGUGAACGAGGUCCGAAUUGACCCCUGUGUUAACAGUCGACUGUGCCACCUCAAGAAAGGGAAAAACGCGAAGGUUUCUUUCGACUUUACACCACAAUUCUCCACAACUAAACUCAAGACCGGCCUCUUUGGGUUGAAGAAUGGCGCUGAAAUUCCUUUUGAUGCUCUCUACAAUGCUGACGCUUGCACACUCACGUCAUGUCCCACCGAAGCUGGCAAAACUCAAACCUUAGACUUUAGUUUGCAUAUUGGAAAAAAACUGCCUACGGGAAACUUUGAAUUCAAAUGGAAGCUUUGGAAUGAAGACAAUGAGAGCCAGAUGUGCUGCUACAGAACGAAUGUCAGGCUUGUUUAGUAAACACAAAAAACAACUGCUCACAGAUUGCAUAGUAAACACGCUGUGUAU